AUGAACCUGGGCCUCAGCCUUGGACGAUCUGACCUUGGGUCGGCUGUUGUGUCGAACCGUCUUCCCGUCACUUUGCAUCCGGACCGACAGCCGCCAAAUGACGUCGAGCUGUCCUCCGGUGGCCUUGCCUCGGCUCUGCGAAGCUGCAUCGCCUCGUAUGAGGAGGCCCUCUGGAUCGGCUGGCCCGGCUGCGCGCCGAGCCCCGAGGACCAGAAGCGGCUCACGGAGCGUCUUGGGGAGGCCUCGGCUUCAUGGAAUUGCCGGAUGAUUCCAGUUUGGUUGCCGCAGAGUGACGUGGAUGACUUCUAUACAGGAUUCUCCAACUCCUCGUUGUGGCCUCUCAUGCACUGGAUGACGCCAUACGCACGCUUCAAGCGUGCGUGGUCGGAUGCAUACCGCCGAGUGAACGAGCAGUUUGCAGACGUCAUCCUCACCGUCGCCACGCCGAUGGACCUUGUUUGGAUCCACGAUUAUCACCUCUUCCUCGUCCCGCAGAUGUUGCGCAAGAAGCGCGAUAACAAGCUGGUACAGGCAGAAGCAGAGAAGUCGGGACUCGUCCAGCUCGAGAGACCAGGACACCUGCCCCCGCUGGCCGAGGGCGACGUGCGCCAGGUGAAGCGACCAGAGGGUCUGCCCGACGACGUCGAGGAUUCCGAAGAGCCAGAAGGCCGACAAGGGCUCGCCCACUCCACUAGCGAGACCUUUGAGGAGAGCCGCGAGGAGCCGACAUAUUCAAGCACGCCGAAGGCCGAGCGAAACGCCUUCAAAUCGUGCACGGACCGAGCAACGUUGCUUGGCGAGGACGAGCCGCCAAAAGAAGAUGACGUCUCGGAAAAGUCCAGCAGGGAUGGCUACCCGAAGCCAGCGAUGAAGAAGCUGCCACGGAGCAUCACGCAAGUGGAGAUGGCAAGCAAGCUGCGGAUUGCGUUCUUCCUUCACACGCCUUUCCCAGGCUACGAGGUUCUUUGCGUGCUGCCCCAGUGCGUCGACGUGGUGGAGGGCGUGUUGGGUGCUGACUUGGUCGGCUUCCAUACGUACAACUACCUGCGGCAUUUCCGCUCCUGCGUCAUCCGCCUUUGUGGCUUCACCCCGGACAUCGACCAUGUAGACCAUCGAGGUCAAAGAACACACCUGGGCGUCUUUCCAAUCGGAGCUAAUGUGCACGAUAUUAUGGAUGCCAUGAAGACGGAGACUUUCGCACAGCAUUUGAAGGAGUACACUGAGCAGUUCCAAGGCAAGAGCUUGGUCCUCAACGUGGAGCGCUUGGAUUACUCGAAAGGCCUCCCGCAAAAGCUGGCAGCCAUCCAGAGAUAUCUGGAGGAUGCGAAGAAGACUGCCGAGGAUGAGGAUGCGCAGAGAACCGACCGAACCGAGGAGCUGCAGAGGCGCAUCGAUCGGCUGGACAAGCACAAGGCCAACCGUGGGCUGGCCACCUCCAACUUGCGGCGCAUAGGUGCCAAUGUCGUGAAGAUGCUCAUGGGAGACUUUGAGCGGCCGGCAGCAGAGAUCUUGGAGCUGAGUUGA
Symbiodinium natans is the source of this 1524-nucleotide messenger RNA. The record is from the annotation of a GenBank genome assembly. NCBI's taxonomy places the organism in Eukaryota, Dinophyceae, Suessiales, Symbiodiniaceae.